Molecule: messenger RNA, 1869 nt
Organism: Cyanistes caeruleus (blue tit)
Lineage: Eukaryota; Metazoa; Chordata; Aves; Passeriformes; Paridae
Source: RefSeq, a predicted model, not a curated record
GUUUUAUUUUCCUUUGUUUUGGUUAGAAAAACCACUGCAGAUGCAACCAGAGUUUAUUUAUCCAAGGAACAAUACAAUUGAAGUAGAACUUGGUAAGCAUUUGUCUAUAAUAUGUAACGUAUCAAGUGGCAUAAAUGGCUUGAUUCCAUUCUGGCAAGUUAAUGAUGAGGACGUUGAUAUCUUUGAUAAAACCUACAGGGAACAGUUUUAUGAAGAGGGGUUGCCUCAUGGACUUGCUGUAUCUGGAACAAAAUUUAACAUUUCAAAAGUGAAAGUAAAGGACUAUGCUCAUAAAUUCUUCUGCCACUUCAUAUAUGGUUCUCAACAAUUUACAGCCUACAUCAAAUUGGAAUCCCCAGCUCGAAACAUUCAGGGAUACUUAAUUGGAGGAGGAGUUUCCUUGGUAUUUUUAGUAUUUUUUACUCUCUUUAUCUACAAGAUCUUCAAAAUUGAUAUUGUCCUUUGGUAUCGGGACUCCUGCCAUUCUUUCCAGGGGAAAAAAGUUUCAGAUGAGAAGAUCUAUGAUGCUUAUGUGGUGUAUCCAAAGAAUAGAGAAAGUUGCUUGUAUUCAUCAGAUAUUUUUGCUCUGAAGAUACUGCCAGAGGUCUUAGAAAGACAGUGUGGAUAUAACCUCUUCAUACUUGGGAGAGAUGAUUUACCAGGAGAAGCUGUGAUCAGCGUUGCUGAUGAAAAAAUCCGUCAAAGUAGAAGAGUGAUAAUUGUUUUAGUACCAGAGCCCUCCUGUUACAGCAUACUGGAAGAUGAGUCUGAGAAGCAGCUAGCCAUGCAUAGUGCUCUUAUUCAAGACAGCAUUAAAGUAAUUCUCAUUGAACUUGAAAAAAUACAAGAUUAUGCAACCAUGCCGGAAUCCAUCAGAUACGUUAAGCAGAAGCACGGGGCUAUCCGCUGGAAAGGGAAUGUCUCAGAAAGGUCCCACUCAGCAAGUACCAGAUUCUGGAAGAAAGUGCGCUACCAGAUGCCAUCCAGAAAAAGUGGCUCUUUAUUAGGAUUGCAUUUGUUACCAAAAGACUUGAAUUUGCCUUAAAUAACAAAUGGGAAAUGACACUUAACGACUGAUCAGUUCACACAGUUGGUGAUGGAUUGACUGAGGGUCACAUGUAUCUGUUUCAUGCAAUCUCAUACAGAUUUACUGGAGUGAAGGUACUACAGCUUCAUCUGCAGAUGUGAAUCUUUUUUUACUUCAGGCUGGACCAACAGAACACCUUGAAAUAACAUCAGUAGCACAUGUAGGAAGUACACAAGUAUUUUUCCAAGAAUGAUUCUGUGAAAUUCCUUGGUAUUAAAAGUGAAAGGGCAAAAAACUGUAAAAAAUUGAAACCAAUGAAGAAAAUUAGAUUUUUUUUUUCUGCAGUUAAAGUUUUAAUACGAAGGGAAUUACACUAAUUAUGGUUGUGAUAUUAUAUAAUGAGCACGACUGGUGCCAGUAAAUGUUUGUUUCUUUUUUUUUUUGUUUAAAUGAAAUGACACAAACUUUUUCUUUGUUACAAGUUUGUUAUUUGCGUUGUUCAGUUUGUGGAAAGAUAAAUUCCCAUAUUACUGCAUCAGUGUGUUACCAUCCAGGAGAAAAGCUCAAGUAUGCAGACCCGCCAACAGAGUUCCAGUGACCUCAAUCCUCCUAAUUACUUCUGCUGACUGGAAGAGACUGAAAGGAGAACUGCUACUUGUUAUCCCUGACUUUAGGAAUGGAAGGUUAUUUUACUGAGCCAAAAUAGUGUUUUUAAAAAAGUAUUUGUUCCUUUUGAUGUAUUUAUACAAAUGAUGCUAAAAUUUUCAUGUGUGUUUUGUAGAGGCACUUUAAGGAAGAGUCCAUUUUAAAAUUUAAUAAAGGCACUACAUAUUUUUUUCAUA